Molecule: messenger RNA, 1128 nt
Organism: Colletotrichum chrysophilum
Lineage: Eukaryota; Fungi; Ascomycota; Sordariomycetes; Glomerellales; Glomerellaceae
Exons: 2
Coding region: 1-1128 (375 amino acids)
Biological process (GO): regulation of cyclin-dependent protein serine/threonine kinase activity
Cellular component (GO): cyclin-dependent protein kinase holoenzyme complex; nucleus
Molecular function (GO): protein kinase binding; cyclin-dependent protein serine/threonine kinase regulator activity
Source: RefSeq, a predicted model, not a curated record
AUGGAGUCAAGGUCACACCUCACCCAGGCUGAGCUCAACGCCGCCGCCCUCGACCACUUCGUCUACCAACCAGUCAGCAAGUCGAUGAUUUCCUACCUGGCCGGCGCCGCCUUCAAUGUCAUCUCCUGCGACAGCGCCCUCAUGCCUCCCGCUUCCGCCGAGGCCUACCGUCAACAACAGCUUCCCCCGACACCGCCAAGGACACCCGAGCCCCGCGCUGUUCGCACCGAAGACGCCGACCUCCCCACCCUCGAGGCCUUCAUCACCCAGCUUGUUGUCUCUUCCAACGUCCAGGUCCCGACGCUCAUGUCCACCCUGGUCUACCUCACCAGACUCAAGUCCCGCCUGCAACCCAUGGCCCGCGGUCUGCGAUGCACCACCCACCGCAUCUUCCUUGCCGCUCUCAUCCUCACUGCCAAGUACCUCAACGACAGCUCACCCAAGAACAAGCACUGGGCCACCUACAGCCACGUCAACAACGACCUGUCCAACUUUGGCUUCAGCAGGACAGAGGUUAACCUGAUGGAGAAGCAGCUUCUGUUCCUUCUGGACUGGGACCUGAGGAUCACCGAGGAGGACCUCUACCGCGAGCUCGACCCCUUCCUGGCGCCCAUCCGCGCCGAGAUCGAGGCUAAGCACGCUCGUCGCAUUGCUCGCCGCCGCAAGCAGGAGGAGGAGAUGCGCAAGAGGCAGGAGGAGAUGAUCGCCAUGCAGUCCUACCCCAGCCCGCCAUCCUCGCGCGCCAGCUCUCGCUCGCGACAGGAGACUCCCGACCACGCUCGCUCAUACAGCGGCGCCUCCAUCACACCACCCGGCCUUUGCUACAGCAGCAGCUAUGGCAGUUCCAUCAGCUCUUACGCUCCUUCUGUCGCAUCUAGCCGGUCUCAGUCCCGCGCCACCACCCCGCUCGACAACCCCGCCGAGGAGCCCUACAUCUUGUACGAGUCUCCCGUGGAAGUGCACAUCGAGCAGCCCGCAUCAACACUGCCGAAGCGCAAGCCUCUCCUCCCGUACGAGAUCAGCACCGAGGAGCUGCGCGACAUGCAAGACGGCACCAAGGCGAAGAGGGCACGCAUGGGACGUGGCAUGUGGGGCCGCGUCUUCGGUGGUGCGGUGACAGUGCGGUAG